Molecule: messenger RNA, 2737 nt
Organism: Phalacrocorax carbo (great cormorant)
Lineage: Eukaryota; Metazoa; Chordata; Aves; Suliformes; Phalacrocoracidae
Source: RefSeq, a predicted model, not a curated record
AGAAGCGGUUCGACGCUUCUCCCUCUCCCAGCCGAGAAGCAGCGGCUCCUUCCCGGUCCCUCCCCAGCACCUACACCGAGCCCUCGCCCGGCCCCCACGACCGGCUGUCCCCGCGGCAGCGCCGAGGCCACCAGCCAGCCGCUCCCUCUGCGCCUCCGCCGCCGCCAUUUUGCCAGCCCUCGAGCCCGCGCGCCGCCCCGCGCAGGCGCAGAGCCGCGCUGGCCGGGCAGGCAGCAUGGAGGAGACGCUGAGGCGGGAGCUGGGCACCGCCGUACUCCGGCCGACGGGGCACCUGGGCGGCGGCUGCAUCAGCCAGGGCCAGAGCUACGACACCGACCGCGGCCGGGUGUACGUAAAGAGCAACUCCAAGGCGGAGGCCAGAAGAAUGUUUGAGGGAGAAAUGGCAAGUUUGGACGCCAUCUUGAAAACACAGACAAUAAAAGUGCCUAAACCCAUCAAAGUUAUAGACCUGCCUAGGGGCGGUACUCUGUUUGUGAUGGAACAUUUGGAAAUGAGAGGCUUAAACAGACAUUCAGCAAAGCUUGGAGCACAACUGGCUGAUCUCCACCUUCAUAACCAGCAACUUGGAGAGAAGCUGAAGAAAGAAGAGAACACAGUUGGUAAAGGUCAAGGGCAAAUGGAAGUCCAGUUUGUGGAUCAAUUUGGCUUUCAUACAGUUACCUGCUGUGGCUAUCUUCCACAGGUGAAUGACUGGCAGAAUGACUGGGUGACUUUCUUUGCCAAGCAAAGAAUCCAGCCACAGAUGGACAUGAUUGAAAAGAAUUCAGGAGACAGGGAAGCAAGAGAACUUUGGGCACAACUUCAGCUGAAGAUACCCAGUUUGUUCUGUGACGUAGAAAUUGUUCCUGCUCUCCUGCAUGGAGAUCUCUGGGGAGGAAAUGUAGCUGAGGAUGAUUCUGGUCCAAUUAUCUUCGAUCCGGCUUCUUUCUACGGCCAUUCAGAGUAUGAGCUUGCAAUAGCUGGGAUGUUUGGUGGCUUCAGCAGUUCUUUUUACUCUGCUUAUCAUACUAAAAUUCCCAAAGCUGCAGGGUUUGAGAAACGGCUAAAGCUUUAUCAGCUUUUUCACUACAUGAACCAUUGGAACCAUUUUGGCACAGGGUACAGAGGGUCUUCUCUAAACAUUAUGAGAAACCUUAUAAAGUGACUCUCUGCUUAAGCAGAACACUUCCUAGGUUGCUUGGAAAACCCCAUGCUUGGUGGUGCAACUACAGGAGUAGUAAUGUUAAAUGUUAAAAAAAGCUGCUAGACCCUUGACCUUGUUGCACAGCUAAAGACCUAGAACCAGUGAGUCUUGCUGAAUACCAAGUGUGACAUAGUCAUCCCUUUUUAGGAUAGUUGGCAAUACCUUUAUGGGGGAAAUAUCUAAGGAAGGAGUUUAUUCAGUUGCACAAAAGAUCUGUCGGUGUCAAGAAAGCGCUGCAUGCUUGAGAGUAGGCAAGUUAAUAGCAAUCAAGCACUUGAGUGUAUAUCAUUUGGAAGAAGUUAUCUCUUAGGGACCAGUUGUGCUUCAGAGUAGAGGAAUACCAGGGUUUGCAUUUGCGCCCUUAUGGAAAACAUUAGAGAAUUUUUUGUGGAAUGGAAACUUGCUCUUCUCAGUUACCGAGGAGAUGGCUAAAAGAGUUGCUCGUUGCUUUUUGCUCUUCACCCCCCCACAACCUUUACGAUAGAUUGAUCAGACUCUUUCAACUCUUCAUGUCCGGUUACAUGCAUGAAAACAAUGUUAACAAAAUAUUUUGAAAGCCAAUGAGAAAAUUAUAUAAUGGAAACUGAAAAAUUAUUUGUACUUGCUCUUCAUUAUGCUAAUGUGAAUCUGUUGGAUGGAUACUGCUUCCUCUUCUGUUACAAAGCUGUGUGAAAAUACUUAUAAUUUUUUUCUGGCAUGUGCCUUUUGGUGCCUCUCAUCCUUCUUAUGGGCUGUUCUGUGCUUGCCAGUCAGUGGGCUCUUACCUACAGCAAUUUUGUUUUCACCAGAACUACCUCUCUCUCCUUUCCUGGAUUAUGCUUUUGUCCAAUAGUGUGCAUUCUUAGAGACCUUUUCAGGCAAGACUUUACACAUACACAUCCUGUGAAGACGUGUUUCUUGCUAAUACAAACAGAUGGCAACUGUUGUCAUUGCCCACAGGAUAAUGCCAUCUAGUUGUGGUAUAGGCUUCACAUAAAUUUUCUGUAGUUCAGACUACAUUUUUCUUCAGUCCCCACUAAGUGCACUUUGUAGCUCUUGGGAUAAGAGAUGUGAAACCAAAUGAAGUUGAAAUUUAACUCCCAGAACAGCAGCCCUACACCAGUGUCAAGUUCUUUAAGGACAGCUUUGCAGACGAGCUAUUUCUUGUACCUUUAAUAUUAGAUGAUAAUACUAAAAUUGUACUCUUCUUGAUAUAGGCUGGUAAUGAUAUUUCAGUGCAAGCUACCAGGUAGGUGGGAGAGAUGCAUGAUUCCUAACGUGCAUUUUGAGUUUUUGGGAAUGACCUGAAUGAAUUAAUUAAAAAUGUUUUUCACUGGAUAUUGGCAGAUUACUGAGGGCUUUUCAGUUGCUGGUUUUGUAGUUAUGAGAAUUGGAAGCAAGUUUAGAGAACACUAUCACUUGAUAUAACUUUCCUUAAUUCUACUGCUCUUCUCACUGGCUGUUUAACUUUUGCUACAAAAAGUUUGAAAACCUUGCUUGGUAGAAUAGCUUUUACUUUUACCUUGUUGCUUAAAUAAAAAGUUUGCCAGUUGA